GACCAAGCAUCGCCUACUGGAUUUCUCUCAGCCUUAUGGCGAUGAUAGCGGUCUUUACUUCGUAGUCUGUGGUGUUAUUUCUGAAAUGAUGUACGGCCGGCAAGGAACCCUGUCUUUGUUUUGUAUGCUUUUCUUUUGCGUCUCCUGGUGUCAAACUGAAAACAAGUAUUCUAAAGAGGCGAACCAGCCUGAACUGCUGGAAGAUGGAGAUAAAGAGUCUUGGAAAAAUAUGGGCAAGCCAUUUCGUCUUGCCAAAAUAAAUUUAAUUUGGUCAAAAGCCCAAAAGAGGCUAACGGAAUUCAAGCUAAAAACUCUCUUUAGUGAACUAAAGGUACAGGAUAAAGAAGAACUGCAGCUCAAGCGCCUGAAAGCUGACAACUUGGACAAAGAUGGUCUUAAGGAAGCUGAGUUAAGGAAUAAAUUUAGUAGUAUCAUAGAGCGCUAUGGCUUGGCUGACCACUUUGACAAAGAUAUGUCCAAUUCUGAAUCAAACAAUGCUGACGGCCAAGUCAAUAGCCACAAUCUUUUCAAAGAUAAAAAGUUGAAUAAACUAUGGUCUAAAGCCGAAAGUGCUGGAUUCACAGAAUCUGAACUGAAAUUGCUCAAGGAUGAAUUUGCCCAUCACCAGGAGAAAGUAUUGCAAUAUUACAGCCUCUUGGAAGAGCACAACAGUAGGAAGCUACGAGAAGAAAAUGCAUUUGUUAAUGAAGCCUUUAUGGAAAAUCUUCAAGAUUUGGAAGAUAAAGCUGAGACAACAGUGGAAAACUUGGCUGUUGAAGGAGUGAGAAAUACCCAUCGAGAGUUGAAGAAUGGUUACGACCGGCUUGAACGCAUGACCCUGUUGGGCCCCAAAAGCAGGGAUUUCGAAGAACCAAAAGUUCAGGGUCUGUGGAAAAUAGCUCUCAAGGGCGAUUUCAGCUCUGAAGAGUUGGAGUCUCUCCGCACCGAGUUGCGUCAUUACGAGCAACGGUUGCAAAAGCUACGUUUCAUCCAAGCUCAACACUCGCUGCAACAGGCAAAGAGGGAAACUGGCAACGACAAAAAUAAUUCUGAAGAUGUCAAUGAUCUGCGCCAGAAAAUCAAACUGCAAUCUCGCAAAGUGGAAAAGUUGCAUGCAGACUUGGAGGCUCGCAUCACGCAACGCCACCUUGAGCUGUGAAAAAAUUUUCUAGGCGGUUUUCCAUUGGAUAAUUUAUAAUCAGUACAAGGACGCUUGGUGUCCAACUUUUCAUUGUACUUUACAUGUAUACUUCUCAAUAAACGUAAUGCUUUUUUCUGCCAGA
Messenger RNA from Daphnia magna, 1283 nucleotides. RefSeq names its product alpha-2-macroglobulin receptor-associated protein. Gene Ontology annotation, biological process: regulation of receptor-mediated endocytosis. The record is from RefSeq and is a predicted model, not a curated record. Gene Ontology annotation, molecular function: low-density lipoprotein particle receptor binding; heparin binding; receptor antagonist activity. NCBI's taxonomy places the organism in Eukaryota, Metazoa, Arthropoda, Branchiopoda, Diplostraca, Daphniidae. Gene Ontology annotation, cellular component: endoplasmic reticulum; endomembrane system.